This is a messenger RNA of Fibroporia radiculosa, 417 nucleotides long. RefSeq lists its product as uncharacterized. The transcript has a single exon. Lineage: Eukaryota; Fungi; Basidiomycota; Agaricomycetes; Polyporales; Fibroporiaceae. Bases 1 to 417 code for a protein of 138 amino acids. The record is from RefSeq and is a predicted model, not a curated record.
AUGCCGCGGCAUCAGAAUAUUCUCUGGAAGAUUCCAUCCCGCACACUCAUCUUCCAUUGUCACCUCCGCUUCCCCGACUUUCGCGCUAGUUCAUCUCCUGUCAACGGAUCGCGAUGGCUUAUCCCAUCGAAGCACACCUUGAAGGUGGUUAUUGAUAUACCAUACGCGACAAGACCGAGCGGAUCACAUGGCAGCGGCGCGUAUUUCCGACUUCGCUGGGCACCACCGUCAACGAGAGCUCGCGGAGAAGGGAGCAAGAGAGACGACCAGGACGUGCGCGCGCGGACCCGGCUUCGAACGGAUUAUUUCGAAUUUGAUGAGGAAAAUGAUGCGUUUAUAGAAGGCUGUGUUCACCCGCAGCCGUCGCCGCGUUCGUUCAGGGUAAAGAAGGACGCAUCCACAUGGCCAAAGGUGUGA